UUGCUAUGAAAAACAAAUAAGUGCAACUCGCUGCUGUCUAAUAAGAUGACAAAAUAGUUCAUAUUAUACUAUAGUAUACAUAAAUUACAAAUUUAUAUUACCAUAUUUACAAAGAAGGACUUCAUUACAACUCCGUGUUUAAGAUAACCUUAAAACGCUUCUCUCUGUCAUUCUUUUAAAAUACAAGCAAGUGAUGCCUCCUCCUGAGACGAUGUACUGCGCCCAGCAGAUCAACAUCCCUCCAGAGCUGCCGGAUAUUUUAAAGCAGUUCACUAAAGCUGCAAUCAAGACACAGCCACAUGAUGUGCUGCAAUGGGCAGCUGACUAUUUUUCAGCAUUAUCAAAAGGUCAGGACCUACCAGUCAAGGAGAGGCUGGAAAUGCCAGUGGCAACUCAGAAAACAGACACAGGGCUUACACCAGGGCUUCUAAAGAUCCUUCAUCAACAGUUCGCACCAAAAGAAACGAUUACAAAAGAGGAGCUUCUUCAGAAGUGGAAAGGCCUGUGCUUACCUAUUGAACAGCUCGACACAAUCCUAGCUCUUGGCAGCUUCAGUGAAAAUAUCAACUGGAUGCAGGUUUUUGCUUUAGGAUGCAGUGCUUUGGGUGGGACCAUCACAAGUGCUUUGAAACAUGCAUGUGAGAUACUCACAGAGGACCCCCAGGGUGGUGCAGCCCAGAUUCCUUUUGACACGUUUCAGAGUCUGUACACAUACUUGGCCCAUCUGGAUGGAGAAAUUCCUAAAGAACAGAUUGAUAGCUUCUUGCAUAGUUUAGAGGAGUAUGCAGAAUGCCAAGGAGGAAUGGUGCAACCGUCAAAUUUGACGAGCCUCCGUAGUGCUGAGAAACCUGAGUAAAAUCCAGUACAAAUGGUCCUCAGAGAAGCAGUGGCACGGCAGCAGGCACCAGUCUCCCAGUUAGUCUGAUAUGCCCUUUUGAGGAUGGAAAGAGGCUGUGCACUAAUUUGGAACCAAAUGGAGCUACUCAACCUUCACAGACCUGUUAAUGAAGGCUAUUCUCAACAUAUUCUCUGAAAUGAACUGAUUGACCCAUCAGUAAUCAAGCUAAUUUUAGAUUGACAGCCUUUUCUGAAUGAUGAUACAGUCCCAUUAGCUAAUUUAUGAAAAACUAUUUUUAGCAAGCAUAACAAUCUAAAACUGGUGUAAAUUAGAAAGCGACUCAAAAAUCGUUGUUUGAUACAGACAUCAUCUUAAUAUCAAAGCUUGCUGGUCAAUGAUUCUAUUUUAAGUGCUUUUGAAUGAUUUAGAGUAGAUACCGUGUAAACUUUACUCAGUAUUAAGUUCUCUCUUCUUGAUCGGCUUCUGAGGCUUUAUUAACCUAAUCAGGCCAGAGUGCUGAGCUAAUGUAACUGUCUAAGACCUAUUAGCACUUAGCAUCAUGCUUCUUUUGAAAUUGGUUUAUUAUUUGAGCUGUCAUAUUUUUAAAAACUAUUUUGGGGGUUUAAGGUUUGUGGUGUUUGAUUGUUAAAAUUGGAAGUUGUAAAAUGUAAUAUAACUUUAAAGAAAAGGUU
Messenger RNA from Carassius auratus (goldfish), 1530 nucleotides. RefSeq names its product rhophilin associated tail protein 1-like (gene ropn1l). The transcript is spliced from 7 exons. The record is from RefSeq and is a predicted model, not a curated record. NCBI's taxonomy places the organism in Eukaryota, Metazoa, Chordata, Actinopteri, Cypriniformes, Cyprinidae. Bases 194 to 856 code for a protein of 220 amino acids.